Messenger RNA from Patella vulgata (common limpet), 1364 nucleotides. RefSeq names its product vitelline envelope sperm lysin receptor. Bases 112 to 1341 code for a protein of 409 amino acids. The transcript has 10 exons. The record is from RefSeq and is a predicted model, not a curated record. NCBI's taxonomy places the organism in Eukaryota, Metazoa, Mollusca, Gastropoda, Patellidae.
UUUUGUAUUAUUGCUCAGCUUGUGACGUCAAUGCACGUGCAUUUACUAGGAAUGCGAGGUGGAGAAAGACUCGAAACAAGACGACAGAGAAUUAUAAUAAAGUCUUAAGAAAUGGCACAGUUAAUCACAGGAUUGCUUUGGUUUGUGGCGAGUGUUUUGUUGGGUUCAGGUGGAGCUUUGGAUAUACCCAAGGGACAUCUCUUACUUGUUGAUCAUGAAUGUGGUAAUACUGCGAAACUGAAUAAACCAAUUGUUCAUAUUCGUACUGAUUUACACAUACUGACGAAGGCGUACUGUAAAAAUGGUGUAUUUAACUUUACCUCUGUUGAUCCCAGUAGUCAUGAUCUGAACGCAACGUUCCAGGACAGUUCUUCAAUGUGUACGUUUAAGAAAGUACCGAACGCCCAAAUUUACACUAUUAGGGUAGAGAUUUAUUGGGGGGAGAUUGGUGGACCGAUUCAUACACCUAGUCAAGAACACAUUAUUACCUGUACAUUCGAUGAUAAAGUUGAACAAAAAACAAAUUUUACCAAGUUGAAAGAACCAUUGCUUGCUCCCAAAGAUAUUGCCUAUCAUGUGGGUGGAAAAACAACUUCUGUCUUAACGCUAGAUGUUGUGGAUGUACGACAUAAAGUAAUAACGAAAUCAGUACAAAAAGGUCGUCACGUGAGACUCAUGGCUACAAGCGAUGGGAAGAAUAAUGAGUUAGGUAUUAAACCAGUAAGCUGUGAUGCUGUUGGAAUGCCAUCCAGAUUUAGACAUGCCAUUAUUAGAGCAGGGUGUGGUGAUGGUUCUAUAUUUAAAGUUGGGACUGGUUUUGUUACAAAGGGAUUAAAAUCAUUCAGUCCCUACUUUAUGGCCUUUCAGCUUAAUAAAGAUACUUCUAUAGAUUUUGAAUGUAACUUGACAUUAUGUGCCCAAAACUGUGAUGGGAAUUCCUGUACUAAUGAACGACGUCGUAGAUCAUACGAUGAAAACGAAAAAAUUUUCUUCACUAAAUCUAAGAUCCUGAUUAUUUCGGACACAAUGGACAUGGAAAAUGAUUUACCAAUGGAAACCAAUAGAAAACAUCUGAAUUUAGAAGAUAAUUUGAUCUCGGGCUAUGUUACCAAGAAACAACUAUGGGUGGCAAUGGCAGUUUUUGGCUUCUUGAUAUUUCUCACUAUGGUUAUGUCAAUGUAUAGUUGUUUUUUUAGCACAAGUUAUACCCUUAACGACCAAUGUACGUGCAACACAAAACGCAACUGUGCAUGUGACGAUGUGUGUAUGUGUAAGUGUUCAUGUAACAAACCCUCGUGUAGUAAAUGUUCCUGUAGUACGUAUAAAUUGCCUAUCUUGUAGAUAAAUAAAUAUUUGUAAGUGCA